UAUAUCUGCUUGGCCCUGACAGAGUGGACCAUUCUGGUACUGCCUCAGUUCCCGAAGCUGUCCAAGGACCUCGUGAUCUCCGCUUGAGAGAACGUCUGAGAGAACCUCUUCAUUUUCCUUCAUACUUCGGUAGAUUUCAAGCUUCAAGAUGAGAGGAGUGAUAAUUGGAGUGGUGGCAGUGAUUGGAUUCUUUGCUCUGGCGGAGUCUCUGACCUGUAAUCAGUGCACUGUGGGACUGAUAGGAAUUUGUCUGAAACCCUCAACCACCGUCUGCACCACCAACACGUCCAACUGCUACACAGGAAAAGCCACUUUCCCUUCAAUCUCCGGUUUCCUCGGUUUCAACACUCAAGGAUGCCUGGAGUCGUACCAGUGUGGCAUCACCGUCAACGGCACCAUCCUGGGUGCCUCUUACGUCGUCACUCAAACCUGCUGCAGCACAGACAAAUGUAACCCCGUCCAGACCAGUGGCGCCCCCUACAUGCAGCUGUCCCUGCCUGUGGCUCUCGGCACCACCCUGCUUGCCCUCAUCUCGGGCAAUUUCAUUUACUAAUCACCUCUUACUUAAAUCCACAUGCACAAAUGAUGAUUUAUAGAUGAAUUCAGUGCAAUUUCUAAAACAAACUGCUAUUCUAUGAAGGAUAUUUCAAACGUAGAUUAAGAGAACACAUGUGGGCCCACACUUCCGUUCCUCACUAAUACUUUAUCUUAAACCCUAUUGGAGCUGGAUUAGUAUCACCACAGCAGUUUCAGCAAUGCAGUUUUGCGUGAUUUGACUGGUUGACUCGUUACGGGGUAAAGGAUCUGUGUAAUUUCCCCACAUUACACCAAAUAGCCUAGAUGGAAACAUCAUUGCACAAAGGUUUAUGUCAGGAUUAUGUGAAAUGCAAUAGAACAGUAACAACACGUGCGGCUAAAUGGCAAAUAUGGUGCCAAAAAAUAAGAACGAAACAAAACAGGACACUGGGUGAGGGAGGAGACCUACAUUUCAUUGCAGUGUGGAGUGACGCCAAUUAUCAGUGGCAAUUUGAAAUGAUGGUGCAUUUUCAUAGCAUAUGGGAGGAAAUAUACAUCAAAUUGAGUCACAAACGUUCAGCCAAGUAUAGAAGCUAGUUCACUCUGGAAUUAUUACUUAGUAGACGUGUAAAAACUAUGGACAUGUUGGUAAUUACACUCAAAUUACAGCACCUCCUAAAAUAAACCUGAUCCAGCUCCAAUAGGGCUGUAGUUUCAUAGUAGUUUCUGAAUAAUUUCAU
Molecule: messenger RNA, 1256 nt
Organism: Colossoma macropomum (tambaqui)
Lineage: Eukaryota; Metazoa; Chordata; Actinopteri; Characiformes; Serrasalmidae
Product: sperm acrosome membrane-associated protein 4-like
Exons: 3
Coding region: 149-553 (134 amino acids)
Source: RefSeq, a predicted model, not a curated record